This is a messenger RNA of Vombatus ursinus (common wombat), 1591 nucleotides long. Its product is annotated as hepatocyte nuclear factor 3-gamma-like. The transcript has 2 exons. Lineage: Eukaryota; Metazoa; Chordata; Mammalia; Diprotodontia; Vombatidae. The record is from RefSeq and is a predicted model, not a curated record. Gene Ontology annotation, biological process: cell differentiation; anatomical structure morphogenesis; regulation of transcription by RNA polymerase II. Gene Ontology annotation, molecular function: RNA polymerase II cis-regulatory region sequence-specific DNA binding; DNA-binding transcription factor activity, RNA polymerase II-specific. The coding region runs from base 31 to 1128 and encodes 365 amino acids.
GUGGGCUUGCCCGAAGCCGCCCCCCAGGGGAUGCUGGGCGCCGCCCCCUCCGUGAAGAUGGAGGCGCACGAGUUGAGCGAGUGGAGCUACUUUCCAGAGGCUUCAGAGGUCUACCCACCGGUGACACCGAUGAGCACAAUGACCCCACUCAACUCCUACAUGACCCUGAGCCCCCUGAGCCCCCCAUACCCACCUCCUGGCCUCCCAGCCUCACCCCUUCCAGCUGGCCCCCUGGCCCCAACAGCCCCCCCAGCACCUCUGGGACCUCCAUUCCCGGCUCUGGGACCCAGCGGGGGCAGCGGAGGGGGGCCUGGGUAUGCCGGCCCGGGACCUGUGUUGGGUCGGCCGAAGGAGGCCCCGAAGGGCAGUUACCGUCGUCCUCUGGCCCAUGCCAAACCCCCAUACUCCUACAUCUCCCUUAUCACCAUGGCUAUCCAGCAGGCCCCUGGCAAGAUGCUGACCCUGAACGAGAUUUAUCAGUGGAUUAUGGACCUGUUCCCUUACUACCGAGAGAACCAGCAGCGAUGGCAGAACUCCAUCCGCCACUCACUAUCCUUCAAUGAUUGCUUUGUCAAGGUGGCCCGAUCCCCGGACAAGCCCGGCAAAGGCUCUUACUGGGCCCUCCACCCAGGUUCCGGCAACAUGUUUGAGAAUGGCUGCUAUCUCCGGCGGCAGAAACGCUUUAAGCUGGAGGAGAAAGUCAAGAAAGCUGAUGGCGGGGGUGGGGGGCCAGGUGGCCGGGGAGCUGCCGGGGCUGCCUCAGCCGCCUUGUCCUCCUCCCCACCUCCACCGACUGGGCCCCCUGCCCCAGAGGCAGACGCCCCGGGUGGGGGGGAGGGAACAGCAGGGACCCUGAACUGCGGCUCGCCCCCAUCCUCGGCGGGGCCCUUUUUCCCUGGCUUGGAGCUCCCCAGUGAGCUGAAGCUGGACGUCCCUUAUAACUUCAACCACCCCUUCUCUAUCAGUAACCUGAUGUCGGAGCAGGCGGCGCCAACUCCGCUGCCUCAGACAGCUCCCAAGCUGGACGUGGGUUUCCCUGGCUAUGGGGCAGAGGGUGGGGGUGGACUUGGUGAGGCUAGUGUUUACUACCAGGGCCUGUAUACCCGCUCUCUGCUCAAUGCAUCCUAGCCUAGGGAAGUAGCUAGUGGAGUAGAGAGAAAGGGGUGGGCCUGAGAUGUCAAGGUGAGGUACAAUUGUCACCUGCGGGACAGCCACGGCUCCUGUGUCUGUUGGAAUGGACUGCCGUCUUGGUUGGCUGCUGGCUGCCAUUUUGGUCGGCAUUUCAACUUAUCCCGCUGUUCAUCAUGAUGGCUUUCGUUCUCCUUUCUUUCUGGCCGCCAUUUUAGUCGGUGUCUUGGCUUAUCCCAUUGGCCAUCACAUUGGCUACCGUUCCCCCCACUAUGUUACAAUAUUCUAAGUCGGGAUUGGUUGGAGGGUCAGUGGAGAUUGGGGGGGUCAGUUUGAGCUGUUCCCUUGGAGCCCCUCCCUUAAUUGGGAUACCGAGUUCAGUGAGGGGACUGUGGCCAGGAAGGGACUGCCCCUUUUCAGUGGCUUUUGGGCUUGGACAUUAAAGCUUCUCUCUCCCCUCUCA